CUCCCACCCAGGCCCUGUGCUCCUGCCCCUCCGCUCCUCAGGUCAGGGGUGCAGUGAGGAAGCUGCAAAGGACCCAGUCGGGCAGGGAAGUGCGGCCAAGACCUGGCAGGGCUGGGGCACCGCUGGGGAAUUCCAGUCUUCCGGGUGCCUGGCAGGCGGGGAGGCAGUGGACUGACCCUUGGCCACACCCGACAGGCUCCAGAAGCUGACGACAGAGACCCGGGGCGGCCCCAGUGAUGGCAGGCCCGCGGCACCCGGUGUCCGUGAGCGGGGCAGCUCUGGUGCAGACAGAGAGGCUCCAGACAUUUGCCUUUUCUGUGCACUGGUCGGAUGAGAGCGAAGCCUUUGUACGCAGAAGCUGGGACGAGUUCAGGAGACUCCAUAAGACGCUCAAGGAGAUCUUCCCGGUGGAGGCGGGCCUGCUGCGGCGGUCGGACCGCAUCCUCCCCAAGCUUCCUGAUGCAUCGGCGUUGGUGCACCGGGGGCGCACGGGCCGAGGCCUGGCGCGCCUGCGGCUUCUGGAGACCUACUCAAGGGCCCUGCUGGCAGCAGGAGAGCGUGUGUCCCGCAGCCCAGUACUCACUGGCUUCUUUGCGCCACAACCUACAGACCUGGAACCUGCGCUACCACCUGGCAGCCGGGUGAUCCUGCCCACCCUGGAAGAGCCCCUACCAGGCCCCACAGGCAGCCUUGCCAUCCACAGCCUGGAGGCUCAGAGCCUGCGCUGCCUGCAGCCCUUCAGUACCCAGGACGUGUGGGGUCAGCCGUUCUACGCCGGGGCCCAGGAGGCCCUGGGUGUGCUGCUGCGACACCCCUCAGGCUGGUGGCUGGUUGUCAACGAGGACCAGCAGACGGCAUGGUUUCCUUCUCCCUACCUGGAGGAGGGGGCCCCCGGCCCAGGACGAGACGGGGAUCGGCGCCUGGGGAGCCACAGGCCCCAGUUCUGCGCCUCCCGUGCCUACGAGAGCAGCCAAGCUGAUGAGCUGUCAGUGCCCGUGGGGGCCCGUGUGCAUGUGCUGGAAACCUCGGACCGUGGCUGGUGGCUGUGCAGGUUCCAGGGCCGCACCGGUCUUCUUCCUGCUGUGAUACUGCAGCCCGACGGGCUGGGCACACUCCUCAGCGGGCCCCGGCUCCACCCGGGGGCAGAUGGAGGGGAGGACAGGGAGGGCGAGGCCCGAAGCGCCCCCAAGUCCCCCCAGGCCCAGGCCCUUCCCCCGCCCGUGCCUGCCCACCCACCGCUGAGUGCCAUCCGGAGCCGCUGCUGCACCAUCACCCGAAAGGCGCUGGGGCAGGACCCAGGGUGUCAGGGACCGCCUUGAGUGCGUGUGACCCUCGUGGGGGGGCUGUGGGAGGAGCAGCUCAGGGUGGGACUCCCUGGCUGGCAGGGACUUGUCCUCUGAGUAAAGCUCUCCUCACUGACCCCCACCCA
Messenger RNA from Sus scrofa (pig), 1429 nucleotides. RefSeq names its product NADPH oxidase organizer 1 (gene NOXO1). NCBI's taxonomy places the organism in Eukaryota, Metazoa, Chordata, Mammalia, Artiodactyla, Suidae. Gene Ontology annotation, molecular function: protein binding; superoxide-generating NADPH oxidase activator activity; phosphatidylinositol binding. The record is from RefSeq and is a predicted model, not a curated record. Gene Ontology annotation, cellular component: cytoplasm. Gene Ontology annotation, biological process: superoxide anion generation.